AUGGCGAAGCGCACCGGCCCCGACUGCCCCCGUGGCUGGCUCCUGGUGACUCUCCUCUGCCUCAGCCUGGCCGACUUGGCAGCGACCUCGCCGCUGCCUUCCUCCUGGCCCAAUCUGAAUGACUGCCUACAUGUUUCCAAAUCCCUGGUAACCGCUGCGAGGGACGCGCUGCACCAGCUGAAGGAGCUUGGCACGCUAGGAUUUGAAUGUACUCUUGAAGAGGUCGAUCUUGAAGAUAUCACUAAGAAUAAAAUCAACACAAUUAAGGCUUGUAUGGCAGAAGAGUCAAAGACUGAAAAUUGUCCUACACUGAAAAGAGCUGAUUUUGAUAAGAUUGAGUGCCUGCGAGGUAUCAAUGAAGACCUGAAGGCUUACAAGGCAGAGUUCAAGAAUUUCAAUAACCAGAAGAUGCUGGCUGCUAUUGACAAACUGAUACAGGCUGUGAAAAUUAGCAGUGUGAGUGUGGAGCAACCAUCUACAAACAGAGGAUCAGCCUCUUUCAAAGAGAGAAUGAGGUUAUGUAGUGUUCUCCAUGCUUUCACAAUUCGCACUGUGACCAUAACCAAGAUGCUGAACUACUUGAAUUCUCCUGGAAGCUCAUCAUAA
Messenger RNA from Emys orbicularis (European pond turtle), 606 nucleotides. RefSeq names its product interleukin 12A (gene IL12A). Lineage: Eukaryota; Metazoa; Chordata; Testudines; Emydidae. The transcript is spliced from 6 exons. Gene Ontology annotation, molecular function: growth factor activity; interleukin-12 receptor binding. Gene Ontology annotation, cellular component: extracellular region. Bases 1 to 606 code for a protein of 201 amino acids. Gene Ontology annotation, biological process: immune response. The record is from RefSeq and is a predicted model, not a curated record.